Lymnaea stagnalis (great pond snail) is the source of this 5850-nucleotide messenger RNA. The record is from the annotation of a GenBank genome assembly. Lineage: Eukaryota; Metazoa; Mollusca; Gastropoda; Lymnaeidae.
AAACACUAAAGUUCGAUACAUCAUGCCAGGAGGACAACAGUUUGUUGACUUUUUGAUUUUAGCUGUUGCCAUGGAAAUAAACUUUGCUACAACAUUUCCUGUAAGUUUUUUGUGUGUGUACAUGAUCUAUUUUAACUAAUUCUUGUAUCUAUCUUUAUUUCAAAUUCAUUCCCCAACAAUGUUCAUAUUUCCCUUAGCUUUGAAAUCACAUCAGCCCUGAGUGUAUGUGCCAUCCUAGGCUUACUUUUGUGUUGUUUUAAAUAUCAAACAUUAUUUCUUGGAUCUAAAACAUGUAAUUAAUUUUCCAAUUCUGGAAAUGCCAAGUCAACUUGCCAAGAGACCAUCUUUGUGGAUUCUAUGUUAAAAUUGCGUUUGCUUAUUUUCCCAUUUAGUGCUUUACUUUCCUAAUUUAUAAUUUCAUUCCACAAUUGGUUCAUUUAAAAACAUGUUUAAUAAUAUCAUUAACAAGAAUGCAUUAUAUAAUACAAUGAUAAACUGGUAAUUUCAGACCUUAAGUCUUUUGCUAGCCAAGUAUUUAAUAGCAUGCAUCUUAACAACUUAUUACUAUUCUAUUGUUUGAAUUUAUUUUUGCUGAAAUUUCGUUACCAUUUGUACUCAUUAGGUCAAAAUAUAAAAAUAACUAUGUAAAAGCCUUAUUUUAUUAUUUUAUUUUACCAUUGUAAAAUAAGACAUUACAAGUGAUCUUAAACAGUUCAAAAGAUGGGGAUGCUAUUGAACUUGCUAAAGGUCUAAGAAGCCUGUCACAAUGGCUGAAAGGUUUUAAGGAAAUUAGCAAGGAUUUUCAUAGUGAGUAAACAUGCUUAAGGUUCUACUAUUAUGAACUACAUUGAUGAUUGUGCAUUUAUUAACAAAUUUAGAAUAACUCAAGAACUUAUUUAUAUAAAUUUGUAGCACUGAACCCAUUUUUAGCUAGAGAAAAUUUAAGUAAAAUGUUAACUUUGGAUAAAAUUACUAUAUAUCCUUCCACUUCACUUUAAGAAAAUUACAUGAAAUCAAACAGACCAGUAAAAUUUAUCUAUUAAAAUUAACAUUAGUGCUAAUUCUUAUUGCUUUGAAACAGAGAUCAUGGAACCAGAUGUGUUUUUCAGGGUGAUAAUUGCAUAUCUUCGAGGGUAAGUAUGGGAACUUAAAAUUGAUCAGUUUAAAAAAACAAAAACUAUUUAAAAACAUACAAUGAAACUUGAAAGGGAUACAUUUUUAAAAGUUAGAUGUUUAAAAUUAAGCUUUCAUUUUUUUCAUGUCCAUUUUUUCAAUGCUUUCAAAUUGACUGGUUAUAUCUAUUUAUGUUUUAUUGAUUUUUAAUCUUCUGCAACAUUCAUGAUUCCAAAUCUUUUUCUUUAGCUUCAAUGAGACAUCAGGAUUACCAGAUGGUAUGCUGUAUGAAGGAGUUACAAAACAACCAAAGAGAUUGGUAUGUUAGCAGUUUACAAAAAUGUUUUGAAUCUAGAAAAGAAUGUUUUGCGAAACUUAUUGUGAAUCAAGAUGCUGACAUGCCUAUUAAACAAUAUUUGUUAAUAUUAUAUUUUAAUUGGUUUGCGUUGUUAGAGGAAUUAUAUUAUAAUAAUUCAUUUUUUACAUGAUGAUUAAAUUCUUUUUAAAAAAAUGUAAAAUUCCAAACUUAAAGAUGUUGAUGAUGUUAUUAAGUAGGUGCAGUUAACUAAAUCUUGUAGACAAAUUAUCAAUAUUUUUGUUGUAAGCAGCCCAGAAUAGGAAUGCCCCCCACCCGGGGCCAUCAAAUAUCAAUACAAUAAAAUUACAAGCAAUAUUCUAGGUAAAUUAAUCAUGAAGCAUUUGAACAACAGGUGAUCAAUUCUGCAGCUUCACAGGCAGCUGUUUUUCAAAUAAUUGAUACCUUACUUAGGACCGAGUACCCACCAGGUAAUGUUUGUUUGAAGUAAAAUAAAAUUAAUGAGCUUAUUAAAAAAAACAUGGGCCUAAACAAUUAUUGACUUUGCAAACAAAUUGCAGGUAGCAAACAAUAUUUCUUUAUUUUUUAAGACUCUUAAAAACUAAGAUUACCUUUUUAUAUAAAUAUAAUAGAAUCCUUGUGGAAUCCUCUCCUUUAUUUUCAGUCUUAAUGCUGUUUACUAUUUGUAUUUAGAUGCACUGAUUUAUAAGACCUAUUUUGUCAACAAAGUUUGUUUUAGAGGUGUUUUAUUUCAAUUACAGUGAAUGUUAAAAAAUUAUUAAGUUAGUAUCUAUACUACUUAUUCAUUUAGAAUUUAGAUUGAGCUUCAAUUUAAAGUAAUGCAACAUGUUAUAAUUCCACACAAAAAAUAUUUUUCCACUAUUUCAGAUAAAGAGGAAUUCUUCAAAACUUUGCGCACAACCUGGUCAAGUAAACAUCGUGCAUUUUUGGAACAAAUCCAGACAUGGCCAGGGAAUGUGAGAGAGAUGGGUAAGUUUCUAUCCAGUGCAUUGUUGGGUUGAAACAGUGUGCAGCUGAGUUAUUAUUUAUAAAACAGUGAAACUAUAGAAGAGAUAUAAAUUUCUAUUAGGAUGUAAUGAGACAGUUUAACUUAAUAUUUUGUUCAACUAUCAUUUCAUCUCCAUCAACCACUAUGUAAUAGAUAUUUUAACAAUUUAAUUAUUAAAUAUUGCACAUAAAUGUUCUUAUAAUUAUUUAAUUAAAUAUUUUCUGCAAUGAUUUCAGCUGAAAAAGGUUCUAAUGAAGAUCUGACACAGGCAUACAAUGAAUUAGUUGAAGCCGUCAAAGAAUUCCGAACAUAUCAUGUGCAACUGGUCACAAAGUAAGUGGAUGUUACUUCCCUUUGAUAAUACAAAUGUAAUUAAUUUUUUUGGUUCAAAGUCUUAUUAAUAAAUAAUUAAUUACAAUUGCAAGUAUUUACAAUUUAUUCUAUGCAUUCAUGAUAGUAAAUCCUUGAAUUAUGUAGGCCUACAAGUCAACUAUUAUGAAACUUACAAAUUUAAACUUCAAAAAGGCCCUAUGUUUAUUUUGAAGCCUUCUAAAAUAUUUUAAGAAUAAUUUUGUGUUACAAAACCUUGAUGAAAAUCCCCUCUCUUGAUUGGGAAACCAAAAACAACAACAAAAAAAGUUGACAACAAUACCAUUGUACCAAAUGGCUUGUGUUCAAAAUCUGUGAAGAUGUCUACACUGACAUCUGCACUAUAAUCUCAGACUCUUAAGAAUUGAAAUUAUAUUCCAACUCUGAGGAUCAGGGCGUACAUAAAUUUAAAAAUUUUAAGAAUUUAUAAUAUUUAUAAUUCUUCUUAAGGUUUAUGGUGAUUCCAAACAAAAGGUUGAGAAAUGAAUUCAACGUACAAGAACCUGAUCAACUUGUUAGUAAGUAUUACAUAAUGCCACAUGUAAUUUGUUAAUUUUAGGGUUAUCUAUAGGCUACUUUUCAACCUGUGGGAUAAAAAUCUGUACCAAGUGUGAACCAUAUCACUUUGCAUGUAAGGGGUAACCCUAAAGUAAGAGAAUUGCGGAUGAAUUCAAAAUAAAUUGUGACUGGGCAAAAAUAGUUUUUUUUAAAAAUGAAGUUAUAAAAUCAACACUUGUAAUUUUCUUUGGCCGAAAUAUAUUUUUUUAAUAGGACCAUUUUAUUAAAAAGGAAUGUUACAAAUUUUAAUUAAUUGCUGUAUCAAUCCCUUGUUUUAUGAGUUAAAGCUUAGUUGUUAGUUUACCGGAGUUUAUAAACAGUUGUUUAAAGAUGUCCAAGCUUUAUAACAUGUUAAAAAAAGAGUUUUAUGUAAUUUACUCUGAGUUACCGAUUUAAAAACUGCAAAUUUAAGUUUCAAUAUUCAAAUAAUUUGCCUGCAAAAGUGUUUUUAGUGUCAUUUAAAACCUCUAGUGGCCCUCUCCCACACAUUUUUUCAAUUCCAUUUACAGUUUAGAAAUACUGAAUUAACAGGAACAAGGAAAAACAGGAACAAACUUUCCUUUGUUCUUUAAUUUUACAAUUGUUUAGCUAAUAAUUUAUUUCAUAUUAUAAACACUUUACUUUCCCAUUUUUAUAUCAGAUCUUAUGCCACUAUUAAAAGCUAUAAGAGAUGACUCGGCAAAGGGAAAAAUUGAUGUCUGAUCCUCCUGACAGCAAGAUUAAUCAGAAUCUGCAUAUUUUAGUAAAUGUUAUUUUAUCUCCUGUUAUGGAAUUGAAUUUAUUUAGUUGAUGGAACUAUGGGAAUGUUUCUAACACGUUCGAAUAAUUAAGAGUUUGUGUGAAUCUUUCAAGAACUUUGUUAAACACAUAGUUCUUGUUUAACUUUAUUAAAAACCUGAAUAACUGUGCUAGUUAUAAUAAAUGUUUUAAGUAAGUUUAAAAUUUCUUAAAAGUAUUGAGUAAAUUAAUUUGUAUUUGGGGUAAUCUAUUGAAAGUCCUUAACUUGUCAGGUAUUAUUAAAAACUGAAUCUUGGAGGUGCUGACCUGACCUUCCAUACUUUAACCAGAAAUAAGCACAUAUUAUUGGAACAAAUAUUACGUAUGACAUUUAAUUGUUAAAGAAAUUAUUUGCAUUUCAAUUUAUUGUAAAUAAUUAAAUAAAAUCUGAUUUCUGUUAAACCACAUGUACUGUUGAUUUUCAAUAACUUAUAGAAUAUUUUUAUUGAUCUUCAUUUCUAACAUUUCUUUUAUUAAAGUUGAUCUCUUGCCUAAUAUAAUUUUUUGUGCUGCCUCUUGCUGUCACAUCAUGACAAUAACAUUUUGCAUAUAAAUUACUUUUAACAAAAUAAAAUUUGAGUACCAGUACAAUUUUCUUUUAAAAAUGUUGAAUAUAUGUGGAUUUACUAAUUUUGUUUAUUUGUUUCUAAUAUUUUUCAUGUAUUUUGGGACAAGUAUUUUGCAAGUCAAGUUCUCACUAUUAUAUAUAAUAUUAUUAUACUUUUUGUCAAAAAUAAAACAAAUCGAUUUGUGUAAAAAAAAUAUAUAUUCUCUUUCAACACGAUCACUAAUUCACUAACACUACUCAACCUUCAACACCACAUAACUCACUAAUCACAAACGAUUUUUAAAUAUUUUUUUCAAAAUACAAUGACUAAUAUUUCUUCUUUUAAAAAGACCCCAUGCUAUUUGCAUGGAAUAUUUUUAAAAUCCUCAUAUUUAAGCCAUCCGAUUUUAUUUGAACCCAAUUAUCCCGUUAUAUGUAUUGUACCAAUAUGUAUCGAUAUGAUGACACACAAAGUAAUUUCCACAAAGCAAUAACAAUGAACAGGAUUAAACCAUUUUAUCAAAUUAAUUUUAUUCAAAUAACUUUAGAAUAAGUCAUCUUGAAACACCUCAUGGAGAAAUGUCUACAAGUGAUUAUAAUAGACAAUUUUUACAACAGUAUAUAAAUGAAGUUAAAAGUAACCUGUAUUCUUUCUUCACAAUUUCCUCAUAGACUUGUUUGUUGAAUAUAAUAGGAAAAAUGAAAUUCCAUUUACCUUUUAAAUUUCAGGUGCUUGUUGUGGUACAUAACAAAAAUUCUCUCUGCAUGCCAAAUAAAAAUGAUUAAAUGAAAAAUGUAAAAUCACUAUGAUGUGGAAAACAGUAACAAUUUUUAAUGUAAAUGAACUUCUAAAAGUUCAACUAUUUUAUUUAAUUCUAACAUGUUUAGAAAUUGUCAUAUAAAACAAGAAAUAAAAUCUAAUUUUAAUUGUUAUUAGAAGUCGGAAAUCUUUAUUUUGUUUCAAAGAUGUAUCAUCUUUUUCCAAUUUAAAUCCAUUAAAAACAUUAUUGCAAAAGACCAAUCUAUUUUUUUCAUGUUAAUAUCAUAUGAUAUGACUGGUCUGGAUGUAUGACACAUGAUACAUACAGAAGAGCUGUUAACAUAAUACAGAUCUAAAGAUAAAAUUGAAAGAGUAAUGAGUUUACCCAUACUUAAACUGAG